UUAAAAGUGUAGAUUUUUAAAUUGAAAAAAUAUCUGUCUUGUUACCAUUUUGAUAAUUACGUUAAAGAACCCAUGUAUUUUGGUAAAAAUGGAGAAUGCACUAAUAGAUGAAACAAAUAUACCGGUUGAAAUUACCGAAUUAAGAGAUUCUGAGUCUGCUGACGAGUUUCAAAAGUUUAUUCACAAUCUAUUUGAAAACAACGGUGUUUUGAAUGAUCUAAGAGCUUAUUUGCGAGGGCAUAUCGUUAAUGUUUUACAAAAGGCCGAAAAAGGUGAGUCAUUAUGCCAGAAGAAUUUCACCCAGCGCUUAGAACUUACAUUUCAAGCUAUGAAUAUUCUCAUUGCUGAAUAUUUACUUAGAUUGGAAUUUAAGUAUACUCUUUCAGUAUUCACAUCAGAAAUACCAUUAUCGAAUAUGGUUUUUAAAUUUGCCAAUGCUCUUUUAAAAUCAACGGAUUCUGCUUUAUCAGGACUGAGGUUCGGAGAAAAUGACAUUUGGAGUAUUCUAAAUUACUUAGGUAUAAAAUGUGACUCAGAGCAUGCAUCUAAAAUUGUUGAAGUUUACAAGAACCAAGCAGACUCUUCACUUUUGUGGUGUAUACUCAAAUGUAUACCAAUGUACCAAAAACCUAAGCAUCCAAAAGUGAAUUCAUCAGAGGAGAGCCAGUCAUGUAGUGCUAAGAGUGAUGACUCGCUUGAAAAUAUAGCAAACAAUCCACACACUGGUGGAAGUAAUAAAUGCGAACAUUUCACAUUUUGUAAAUCGUGUCAGAGCAGAGUUUCGAGAUUGCGAGAGAAAUAUAAAAGGAAGAAAAUCAAAGUCGAUGAGAAUUCAAAAAGUAUGGAAGUGAAUAAUCUGAAUGUUCCGACAUUUAUGCAAAAUAUCGGUAUUCUCGAGAAGUCUAUGAUCGAUGAGAUGUUCCAGCAGUUAAAGACCGUUUACGACGCGGAAAUGGAUAUGAUCAGAGAUGAAAAAGAGAAGAAAAUAAAACGUUCGAUAGCAAAUCACGCGUUACAGUUGCAGAAGUACCGAGAAGAGUUGGAGCAGUCGUUCUGUGCGCGUCGCUCGGAGCUGACGCACAACGCACAGCGCAGACAGCGCUUCCUGUGCGAACUGGCGAGGAGACUUGCGCUCGCGCAGAAGCACCUCGCCCAGGAGGAAGAAAAAUUAAAGAUUCAAAUGCAAGAGGCAGAGAAAACCCUCGUAAAGAAAGGCGAAGAAAUGCGACAUCAAAUAUCAGACGAGCUGGCCAUAUUACAAUCUCAUUUAGAAACAGUAAAAAGAGAAAGAGAAGAUAUAAACAGAGAAAGAAUGGAGUUGGAUAAUCUUAAGCAAAUAUACAACAAUAUUAAUAUAUUAAAAGAAAGAAAUAGCAAAGAAAAUGAAGACAUAAUAUCGAAUUAUAAUUUAUUAAGGGAUGAAGUCGUCACGCUGAGAAAAUACAUAGAAGCAAAUAAAUUAUCGACUUGUUUGGUCGAGAGGGGGACGGUGACGGAUUUCGGUGAUGGGGCGAAGAGUAUGAUGAACAACGAGAAUGCGGGUGGGUGUAUAAGUGAUGAUGAAAGGCUCAAGGUCAACCAGGUUGUGAAUGAUUUGAAGAAGCGAAAGAACGUUAACUUUAACCAGUCGAACAUCGAGGAUCCUUGUGGAGAAGUAAAUCGUCAGCGCAGUUCCAUGAGCACGGACAUCAGGUCGGAGAUAGACAAUGUAACCAUACAGCAGCUCAGAGACGAAAACGAGAGACUGAAAAUAUUUUCCAGACAGAGUUCAGAACAGAACAGAAUAAAAAAGGAAGUCGUCCCGCAGCAGGCGCAGCUCAUCGGGAGGCUGGCCCGCGAGCGCCCGCGCGCGCCGCUCAGAGUGGAUCGAGUUCCAGACGAGCUCGGCGUUCAGUCCCGAGUUCUUGUCCCGGGCGAUACCGUACCGUUUAUAGGAGUCGUGGGGAACCGGCAACGCGAUGAUAACAGACGCGUCCUGAACCAGUGGCGGAGCCUGAGCCGGCAGCCGGUCGCCGACAUACACGUUCAACCCAAUACGAGUACGAUUAUUACAGAAAAUACCGAAGUUUCAAGUAAAGGACAGACAGAAGAAAAGUCACAACACGAUGUUUGUGAGAAAACUUCAUUAUUCAAGGUGGCCAGUCCUGUCAACAGUAAAAUACAGGAGAAGAGCUCUAAGUCAGUUACAAAGGAAGCGAAACAGACAUUACGAGAUAAAACCGUUCUCUCGUCAGCGGUCAGCGAUAAAAGUUCCGACGCUACAAUUCGAGAAGCAAAACUUCGUUUACGAAAAUUAGAAAUAGAAGCGGAAGCUGUGGAGAAAUCUUAUCUAGAUUACAGGAUAAGACAGACAGAGUUGAGUAAGGAGAGAACUAACUCAAUUCUUGAUGAUGUGAAAAAAAUAGGUACAAAGAAAACAAAUUCUCUAGAAAAACUAGAUGCAAAUUCUAAUAUUAGUGACAAGUUUGUCUACAAAGGUUCCCCAGAAGCAAUAAAAAAAGAUUUUGAUAAAUAUUUCAAGGAAUAUCAAAGAACAAAUGACAAAAAAUCGCACAUACAAAACGUAUAUUCUGUCAUUGAAAAAAUUAAACCGAUUCCUGAAUAUUAUUUACACAAAAAUGAGAACGAAAGUAACAACAUCAAUUACUUAGAAACUCCUUUGAUGGAAUUUAGAAAAUUAUAUCAAUCUCAAAAGCCUAAGAUAAAUAAGUUAAAUAAUUAUAAUCAUUUGAAUACCGAAAUGGAUACAAGUGAACAAGCAAUUACUCCAAAUGUCAAAAAGGUAACAAGUGAUACACAGACUGAUUCAAAUAUACAACCCGAAAAUAGCGAUGAAAAUGUCGAUACUCAUAAAGCUAAUUUACCUUUUGGAAAUGAAAUAGAUAUUCCAAAAAAUAUCAAUGAAAAGCAAAUUAAAAUAUUAGAAGACAAUUUUGAUAAUAAACAAAACUUGCAAGAAUUAUAUACUGAUAAUAUAGAAGAUUUUGAACACGAAACAUUUAAAGUUAACGAAACUAAACUACCUCUUAAAAUUGAUAACCAAAAACCUGAGGCAGGUGAAAAAAAUAAAACACACGACGAAGUUGUAAUUGAAAUGAAUGAGCAUAAAUCUAACGUAGAAGUAGAAAAGGAAAAUUUUGUCAAAGCAAUCGAGAUAAUUGAGCAAAAAACUAACAAAGAAAUAGAACACGAAGAAAUAAAGAAAGAAAUAAAAAAUCUGCUCAUGGUUGAAGUUGAAAACGUAUGCGCUUCAACCAAUAUUAAGGUUACAGAAUCUGACCAAGACUUAUUAGUCGUUGUCCAAAGUUCAGUUGACAGCAAAGAAUUAGGCCUGCCUGAAAUUGACAAAGAACAAAUUUCAACCCAAAUGACUAUAUUGGUAAGUCCUAAAAGCGAUAUCAGAGAAGUUGAGGAUAAAACGAAUAAUUUAUCUCCGGAAAUUACAAAAUUGAGAGACAAUGAUGCGCUAAAUUCCAUAUAUCACACUGAUGUUAAUCUAAUGUCUAGUACUGAUAUGCCGUUAGAUUUAAAUAAGAUAGAUUUCAUUGGUGAUAUUGAAAGAGGCAGUCCAGAUUAUCCCGAUGACUUUUCAGCUGACGUCGAUAACUACAACAGUCAGUCCGACUACGGCAAAAACUCCCCUAUAUCCCUUCCGAAAACAUCCGAAGACGAUAGUUUUUGGGACUAAUAAAUUAAAAAUUAAACACU
Molecule: messenger RNA, 3708 nt
Organism: Vanessa atalanta (red admiral)
Lineage: Eukaryota; Metazoa; Arthropoda; Insecta; Lepidoptera; Nymphalidae
Product: repetitive organellar protein-like
Exons: 17
Coding region: 89-3688 (1199 amino acids)
Molecular function (GO): protein binding
Source: RefSeq, a predicted model, not a curated record